ACCAAGUAUCAUGGGAGCUGAAAAUUCGAAGGCCAAGGGUCCCAACGACAUAUCUCUGAAUCUCAAAGGUCUCUACGGCUACCAGAAUGUGGUGAUCCACACACCCCAGGUCCUUGGCUCAGGAUCAUAUGGGAAGGUAGUUAAGGCAACACUGGAUAAAAAGCCAUGUGCUGCUAAAAUCCUCCAUCGAGUCUUCAUUGACUCCCAGGACCCCGGACUCUCUGAUUUCAUCUCUCGAUUUGAGCAGGAGUGCCAGAUCCUGCGAGACCUGAAACACCCCAACAUUGUCCAGUUCCUAGGUGUGGUCCAA
This is a messenger RNA of Geodia barretti, 310 nucleotides long. Lineage: Eukaryota; Metazoa; Porifera; Demospongiae; Tetractinellida; Geodiidae. The record is from the annotation of a GenBank genome assembly.